AUGAAUAAUGAAAACUCUACACCACCAGCUCCUAAAAUCAUGCGUCCCGGUCAUGUUGUCGAUAAAUGGAGAGUUAAAGCGUUAUUGGGAAAAGGAGCAUGUGGUGUUGUGUACAAGGUAGAAGACAAAAACCGGAAAGGAUACUGUGCAGCAAUGAAGGUGGAAUACGACUCACAGGAAUUCGACCGCACUCUACAAAUCGAAGUACACAUACUAACCAAAUUGAAACAGUCGAAGGACGUGUUGAAUAUUAUUGAUUGCGGCAAAAGAAAACACUAUACAUACAUGGUAACAACUUUAUGCGGAAAAGAUCUUAUGGCUCUCAAAUUGAAGAUACAGCGUGGAUUCAAUGAUACAACUGUUAUGCGCGUUGCUUUAUUCACUCUUUAUGGACUAAAGCAGUUACAUGAAGUUGGAUUUGUCCAUCGUGAUGUAAAACCGGGGAACAUUAUGACUGCAGCUAAUCGUGGUCAUGAUUCCCGAUUUCUCAUUUUGAUUGAUUUUGGAAUGGCUAGAUCUUUUGUAAUCACCGGUGACGACGGUCGGAAGAAGCUGCGUCCAAUGAGAAGGAAGAUUCCUUUGAGAGGAACUGUUCGAUACUGUUCUAUGAAUGUACAUGAACGUACCGAACAAGGGCGAAGUGAUGACCUCAUAGCCAUGAUCUAUACGAUAAUUUUUCUGACUAUUGGCUUGCCGUGGGCCCAGAUCAAAAAUGAGAACGAAAUCAUGUCGAUGAAAAAAUCAACGAAAGAUGCGACAUUAUUCGAGUUGAUGACUGCGAUCAACAGAUUGAAAAUCAACUUCCUGGAUCCUUACGAAUGGGAAGACGAGGAAAUUGAAAAAAUGGCGAAGGUUGAGCAAGAAGAAAAGGAAGAGAAAGAAAAAGAGAAGCAAAGGGAGAAGGAAAUGGAGAAGAAAAAAGAGAAGGAGAAAGAAAAUGAGAAAGAAAAAGAGAAGGAAGAGGAGAAGAAAGUGGAUAAAGAAAAAGAAUAUGAAAUGGGAAAAGAAAAGCAGAAAGAGAAUGAUCUGAAAAGUGGCCAAAUGGAAACAGCCAAAUCUGCCAAGUCUACAGAUGGAGUGUUCGGAGAAGCGGAUGAAGAAAAAAAAUUGAAAGUCAAAACCUCUGAUGAGCAACAGAAAACUUCAAAUGUGGACAUUUGUAACAAGCUGCACAGUGCAAAAGAUCUAGCUAGUAGUCACUCUGAUGCUAAUGAAAACUCACAGAUGGGCAGUGUUACGAAAACCGGAGAUCCUGUUCCGGGGCACGUGAACGACAUGGAAACUGCUAUCGACUACGAUCAGUCCGAAUACAGAACGAAAAAGGCUUUACCAAAAGAAGAAUUACAGUUUGUCGUUUACCCGGCCAUUGCUCCUAACAACUUCACUGAGGUCAUAAUUCCUUUUUAA
Caenorhabditis remanei is the source of this 1407-nucleotide messenger RNA. RefSeq lists its product as uncharacterized. Gene Ontology annotation, molecular function: protein serine/threonine kinase activity; ATP binding. The record is from RefSeq and is a predicted model, not a curated record. NCBI's taxonomy places the organism in Eukaryota, Metazoa, Nematoda, Chromadorea, Rhabditida, Rhabditidae. Bases 1 to 1407 code for a protein of 468 amino acids. Gene Ontology annotation, cellular component: cytoplasm; nucleus. Gene Ontology annotation, biological process: peptidyl-serine phosphorylation; signal transduction. The transcript is spliced from 6 exons.